This is a messenger RNA of Dendrobium catenatum, 1330 nucleotides long. RefSeq names its product caffeic acid 3-O-methyltransferase. Gene Ontology annotation, molecular function: S-adenosylmethionine-dependent methyltransferase activity; protein dimerization activity; O-methyltransferase activity. The coding region runs from base 105 to 1196 and encodes 363 amino acids. The record is from RefSeq and is a predicted model, not a curated record. Gene Ontology annotation, biological process: methylation. NCBI's taxonomy places the organism in Eukaryota, Viridiplantae, Streptophyta, Magnoliopsida, Asparagales, Orchidaceae. The transcript has 3 exons.
UCAAUUAACACUUCGCUAUUAAAAUUUUGGCACUCCUGAAAAAGACGAUCGCCUUCCCCAACACAGAGUGAAACCCUGCUCUUCUCGAGAAAUACGAAUCAGCCAUGGCGGCCUCCGGCGGAGAAAUCAAGAAAUCAGCAAGACUAGCGAUGAUGGAGCUCUCGAACAUGCUCUCCGUUCCCAUGGCCCUCAACGCCAUCGUCCGCCUCAACGUCCCCGAUGCCAUCUGGCAAUCCGGAUCUAAUUCCCCUCUCAGCGCAGCGGAAAUCCUCGCACAUCUCAACCUCUCCUCCUCCGCCUCCCCUUCUAACCUCCAACGCCUCCUCCGCCUCCUCUCCAGCCACAACGUCUUCGCCGAACACCACGAUGGCGUCGAUCGCCGCUACAGCCUCACCGAGAUCGGACGAACCCUAGUCGCCGAUGACGAUGAGUCCAACGGAGGCGUAUCGUACGCGCCGUACGUGCUGCAGCACCACCAGGACGCUCUGGUGCGGGCCUGGCCGUUGCUGCACGAGGCGGUCCUGGAUCCCGACGGGCCGGAACCGUUCUCGCGGGCGAACGGCGGCGUCCCGGCCUAUUCGUAUUAUGGAGGAGACGAUGCGGCGAAUGAUUUGAUGCGGAGAGCGAUGUGGGGCGUUUCGGUCCCGUUCAUGGAGGCUUUUCUUGGUGAGUACGGCGCGGCCGGGGGAUUGGAUGGGGUUGGGACGAUCGUUGAUGUUGGAGGGAGUUCGGGGGCGUGUCUUCAGAUGAUCAUGCGAAGUGUACCUGGAAUUAAGGCUGGAAUUAACUUCGACUUGCCGGAGGUCGUCGCCGGAGCGCCGGCGUUUCAUGGUGUAACGCAUGUGGGCGGGGAUAUGUUCAAGUCCAUCCCAAACGGUGACGCCAUCUUCAUGAAGUGGGUGUUGACGACAUGGACUGAUGAAGAGUGCCAGUUGAUAUUGAAGAACUGCUAUAAUGCUCUGCCAGUCGAUGGGAAGGUGAUUGCGUGCGAGCCAGUGGUGCCAGAGAGGACUGACAGCAGCCAGAGAACUCGAGCCCUGCUUGAAGGCGAUAUCUUUGUGAUGACCAUUUAUCGUUCUCAGGGUAAGGAGCGCACAGAGGAGGAAUUCAAGCAGCUCGGCCUCGCUGCUGGCUUUCCCAGCUUUAGAGCCCUUUAUCUUGACCAUUUCUAUACUGUUCUAGAGUUCCAGAAGUAAUAGCUCGCCAUAUCAGAAACGAUAAGCUCGACAAGCUUCAGAUUAUUAUGUGCUUUUCAUGUUAUAAUAAGAUGGAGUAAUCGCUUUUGUAUUGGUUGCAUUGCUAUUGUUCUUUUUCCUUUUUUUUUUUUGCC